CGCCGCCGGGAGCAGCAGGCUGCCGGGAGAGCGCGUGCGCAGAAGGGGCACCGCCGGGCGGCGGCGAGCCCUCCUGCUCGGCAGGGGGUGCUGUGGGUCGGGUCGGCGCCCAGCAGCCAGAACGCACGAGUUAGCCCCAGCCCCAGGCCCGGUGCUGGUCCCCCCGCGCGAGGAGCCGCCGCCGAUCCCGCCAGGAGCCGCCGCCCGCCUCGCGCGAGCCGCGUGAAGCCGCCGUCCCUGCCCGCAGGCCCGCCGCGGCCGAGCGCCCCGCGCCAUGCCCAAGAAUAAAGGCAAAGGAGGUAAAAAUAGGCGACGAGGUAAGAAUGAGAAUGAAUCGGAAAAAAGAGAACUGGUGUUCAAGGAGGAUGGGCAAGAAUAUGCUCAGGUGAUCAAGAUGUUAGGCAAUGGAAGACUGGAGGCAUUAUGUUUUGAUGGUGUGAAGAGGUUAUGUCAUAUUAGAGGGAAACUAAGAAAAAAGGUUUGGAUAAAUACAUCUGAUAUUAUAUUGGUUGGCUUAAGAGACUACCAGGAUAACAAGGCUGAUGUUAUUCUAAAGUACAAUGCAGAUGAAGCCAGAAGUCUGAAAGCAUAUGGGGAGCUUCCAGAACAUGCUAAAAUCAAUGAAACAGACACAUUUGGUCCCGGAGAUGAUGAUGAAAUCCAGUUUGAUGAUAUUGGAGAUGAUGAUGAAGAUAUUGAUGACAUCUAAUUUGGAACAGAGGUUUACAUUCCGACUUUUUUCCUCCAAGGAUUGUUCUACAUUGAUAUUUCGAUUAUUUUUUUGGGUGGAGUCCCUUUCUUUUAAGAAGACUGAAAAUUCUCAGUAAAGAGUGUAGUUUGUUACAUCAAAAGGAUUUAUUUUCAGUGUUUGUUUUAAAGUAUUUAUAUUUCUUUAGAAACGGAUAAUGCUGGAUUAUCACAAAGGUUCAAUGAAAUGCCACAAAUAUUUUGUCUCUUCACCAAUUAGAGCUUUUACCUCUGGAUGUAAGUGAGAUGCAGUGACAUGGGCUGUAAAAGACUGCAUUUUUCCCUCUUCUGCUUUCAUCACUACAAUUCCAGUUAAACUUGUAUUUUGAAAUAAAAAUUGUUUACCCUGUAAUUAUCAUGGAUUUUGAUUAAAUGCAAAUGCCCAGUUCAGAUUAGUAUCAAAUAAUACUAUGCAGUGUCUGUCCUUAUACCCCUUGCCUUGAUGUUAACUUUAAGAAGAUUUUGAUAAUAUAAAAGGAAGGCAGAAAUGUGCAUUUAAAUGCAUAAUGCAUGACCAAUCUGCUUUUCACGUCUAGUAGCAUGCUGCUAUUUUUAUACUGAUUUUGAUAAUUAAAAACACUCAUUAUUUCAAAGAUGUAAAUUUGCCACAGUGGAGGGGUAGGGGAGAAGUAAAGAUAAAAAGUAAGCAGCAUCUCAAAUUUGCAGUUAACUGUCUUGUUACGUGUAGUUGCAAGUCAAGCUGUAGUUGCAGACGAUGAACACUGGGUGGCACCCGACUGAACAGGGAUACAUUGAUAGAAAACAUCAGCAGUUGGGUUUGUACUGGAAAAUACGCAAAAUAGUUUUUCCCCAAAGCGAAUGCUUAACAUUCUUGACAUGUUAAACAUGUAGAAUAUUUUUACAUUAUAGAAAAGGUUAUGUUAAGACUAGAGUUUUAUUUUAAUCUUGAAAUCCAUACAUUGUAAGGUACAAUAGUAAAGCUUAUGUGAACUUCAAAUUAACAAUAUAAAUGAGAAAUUAAAUUUGUGUCAACCGUAGGAAAAGAGUCUUUUCAACCAGAAUAAAUCACUGAAACAAACUAAUGGAAAGAUUCUUCUCCACCUUCAGACAGGAGGAGUCAGUUAAGACGCUGAAUAAAGACUAACGUCAUCAUGCAAAUAUUAUUUUGUGGUAGCCUUAGUUUCUUUGUCUUCAAUUAUGUAUUUAACAACUCUGAAAGCAGGUUAAUGGAAAACUUCCUUUUGUGCCAUAAAAAUCUGAUUCUUGACUCUUGUAUUCGUAAACAGUCUUUUUGGUAUGAUGUAAAGUGACUACCCCAAUAGAUAAAACCAAAAUGGCUUUAAA
This is a messenger RNA of Strigops habroptila (Kakapo), 2052 nucleotides long. RefSeq names its product eukaryotic translation initiation factor 1A X-linked (gene EIF1AX). Gene Ontology annotation, biological process: translational initiation. The transcript has 7 exons. Gene Ontology annotation, cellular component: cytoplasm. Lineage: Eukaryota; Metazoa; Chordata; Aves; Psittaciformes; Psittacidae. Bases 275 to 709 code for a protein of 144 amino acids. Gene Ontology annotation, molecular function: translation initiation factor activity; RNA binding. The record is from RefSeq and is a predicted model, not a curated record.